Molecule: messenger RNA, 4795 nt
Organism: Heterocephalus glaber (naked mole-rat)
Lineage: Eukaryota; Metazoa; Chordata; Mammalia; Rodentia; Bathyergidae
Gene: Timm8a
Product: translocase of inner mitochondrial membrane 8A
Source: RefSeq, a predicted model, not a curated record
CCCCCCCCCCGAGCCAGGGGAUUGUGGUUCCGGUUCCGUCGCCGAGACACGUGAAGGUCGGCGAAUUGGUGCGGAGUCCGUUUUGGCAAGCGUGGUUGAACUGGGAUGGAUUCCUCUUCCUCGUCUUCCGCAGCGGGUUUGGGCACAGUGGACCCACAGUUGCAACAUUUCAUCGAGGUGGAGACUCAGAAGCAGCGCUUUCAGCAGCUGGUGCACCAGAUGACUGAACUUUGUUGGGAAAAGUGCAUGGACAAACCUGGGCCAAAGUUGGACAGUCGGGCUGAGGCCUGUUUCGUGAACUGCGUUGAGCGCUUCAUCGAUACAAGCCAGUUCAUCUUGAAUCGACUGGAACAGACCCAGAAAUCCAAGCCAGUCUUCUCAGAAAGCCUUUCUGACUGAUCUCAGCAAUUACCUCUUUGGAAAAGGAAGGUAGUUCAAGAAAUGAAGAGCUAUUGAUGGGAUGGUUGAAGAAAUGGCUAUGGGUGUACUGACUCCCACCUUUUGUCACUUUGUGGACACCUUAUCAUCUGAAAAUGAAAAAGACCAAAUUUUUAUGUGGGGUUUCAGGUUAUAUGUGUGUUUGGUUGUAUUUUAAUGCCAAUCUUGUGAAAAUGAUUGAUAGAUGAAUGGGAAAUUAUUAGAUGUAUAUUACUGUAUAUGGGGCUAUGCUUUUCUCAAGGUCCCCAUAACUGCUUCCUGUAAUUUUGGUAGUGGGACUGCUUUCUAUUUUUUGAUAGUGGCACCACACAUGGAUAAAAUCUAUUUGUAUGAAUUCAUUUCAGAUUUUUGGGGAGAUCUUUGUGUCUGUCAAAUAGGACAGCAGUAAGAUAAGAAAAAAUUGGCAGUAAAUGGGGCAUCUUAUCUGGUGAUUGACUGACAGUAUUGAAAAAAAAAUCUACGGAGUAUUUGUACAGUGCAUUUCAGUAUUCUAGGUUAUCUCCCUCCCCUAUACCAUAAUUUUCAUAAUUUAUCAUAUUAAAGUAUGGGUUCAAGGUAGACCAGGCAACCCAAGAAUCUAGAGGCCUUUAGUUAUAAAAGUAGUCUAGCAAGUAGACAUAAUUCUCAUUACUAGUUGGCCACAGGAAGAAGUUAACCUAUCCUAUAUAUCAGAGUACAAAAACUUCAAAGAUGUGCGUAAAGAAAUUACACAGAUUUAGGCCAGUCAAAAGCUAACAGCAAUUUUAUGUACAGGUGUAUGCCUGAUUCCAAUCAUUAUAGAUUCAAUGGGCUGCAUUCUUUUGAUCACUGAAAUUAAAAAUUAUACAAGAUUCAAAUCUGAUUGAGAGGCUUUCUAUGUAGUUUGAGCUGGCCUUGAACUCACUGCAUAGCUCAGGCUGGUCUUGAACUCACAGGGAUCCUCCUGCCUUAGCUUCCUGAGUGCUAAGAUUACAGAUAUGCACCACCAUGCCUGGUUCCAUUCUGGUUUUUAUCUGCACCUUAUAGAGAUUUAAUAUAGGCUCAUUCCAAUACUGAGAUUUAGUUUGUCUCUAUUCUAGUGGUUCCUGACCUUCUUGAAAGGGGAAUCUUGAGAUAAGAUAGGGGAGAAAGAAAUUCUGUGUGAACAGUUAAAUCCCUGAGUACAGUAGAACAACUUGCAUUGACUGUAUUCCCUUCCUCUUCAAAUUCUACUAGACUGGAAUAUAGAACUAAAGUACUUAACUACUUGUUGGGGAGCCUCUAGUACAAAUCCACGAGAAUCAUGCAAAUACACAUUUUUAGGAUACUUUUUUUUUUUUUUUUUGGUACCGGGGAUUGAACUCGGGUUCUUGCGCUUGCAAGGCAGGCGGUGGAACCACUGAGCUAAAUCCCCAGCCCAUUUUUAGGAUCCUUAAGUCACUGUUUUACCUUUUUCCCAUAUAGGCAAUACAAGAAAAUUUUUACAAAUCAUGAUGAAAACACAAUUCAACCAACAUUUAAGUGGUAACUCCACGCCACUGUUUCUAGUGACAGGGACUGAGCAGUAUAUAAAAAUAGCUGUAGACCUUGAAGAGCUUAUGUUGGAGCUAGGAGAGAUAGGUAAUACAUGCAUAAAUAUGUCAAUAUAGUAAGUGCCACGGGCAAAAAGAGUAAGUGUGUUAUUUUAUAGAAGAUUAUUAGAGAAGACUUCCUUGGGAAGGUGGCAUUUUAGCAGAGACUUGAAAGAACUAAGUGACCAAGCCUUGUGGCACUACAGAAGAAUGUUCUAGACAAAGGUAAUAGCAAGUCCAAAGGCCCCCCAAGGUAGGAGCUGUUACCGUAUGAGGUCAUUUAAAAGAACAGUCUCAAAAGGUUAGUAGAACUGGAGUGCAGGGUGUGAAGAGAAAGGUAAAAAGGUUGGAGAAAAAUGCAUGACAUGGAUUGGUGCUGAAUAGUGGUGUGCACUGAUCAUGUAGGGCCUUGCGGGCCAUUGUAAGGACAUCUGGCUUGUACAAAACAAGAUGGGGAGCCAUUUGAGGGAUUUCAGCAGAUGAGUUGUGUAAUACACUUUAAGUUUUAGGAGAGUCUGGCUGCUGUUUAUAGAACAUGCACAUGGCGAAGUAGUAGUAGUAAGAAUGAUGGAAUUUUGAAGACUAGGAGAAAUCAGGCAUUUAGGGUAAGUAUCUGGUACAAACUUUGUAUCUAUAUCCUCUUGCUGAUAUUUUUCCCUGAAAAAUUUAUUUAAUGUGUUUAUGUAAAACUCCAAGUUGUAAAACAAAAGGCUUGGGUUAGCAGACCCUUUUCCUGAAAUGAAAUCUUAACUUAGAAGCCUAAUAUAUAGAAUAGAAACACCAAGCUGUUCUGGUGGGGGUGUGUAUCUGUCUAGAAACCUGCCUGCUGUUCUCCUUAUCUCCUGGUGCCCAUAGUGGUGCUGGACACUGCCAUCAAACCUGUAGGGAUUUACCAAGCAUGCUAUGAAACUGGAACCAAUCUAAAGUUCUUGCCCAUGAAUCCAAACAAAUCUCUAUAGACAGUUGGAAUUCUAAAAUGUAAUUCAGUAAACACUGUGUAAAAAUAGCAUUUACAUGAAACAGAGGAAAGCAACUGACUCCUUUAAAAAAAUUUUUCUCUAUAUUAUUACUAUAAUUAAAAUUUUUUUAGCCUAGGGUGAUUUGAUUUCAAAGGUUAUAUAACAGCACAGCACUUCAUAUACUUCAGUACCCCUCCCACAUCGGUGGUGUUAGGGAUUGGACCCAGGGCCUCAUACAUGCUAGGCAAGUACUCUGCUAACUACAUCCCCAGCUCAGCCUUAUUUUUGUUGGCACCUUCUAGACUCAAGGUUGAUAGAGAAAGGUCUAGUAUCUGCAUCUUCAUUCUAUGUAGGAGUAAAAGUAUUUAGAUUCACUGAUGUCAAGUAUUACGCUUUUUGUACGAUUUGAGUGUAUCUCCCAAGGGUUCAUUUAGAAUAGACAUAUUAGAACUCAUGGCAUUUGAGUUCAAAAUAGGUUAUUUAUACCAAAACCAGAAUUUAUUAAAUUUUACGUUCAUGGCUUUAAUGGAAGCAAACUUAUCAAAAAUAUUUUCAUUAAAAUCAGAAGCUUAGGGCUGGGGAAUUAGCUCAGUGGUUCCACCACCUGCUGCGCAAGUGCAAGGACCCGAGUUCGAUCCCCAGUACCAAAAAAAAAAAAAUCAGAAGUUUAGGUCUAAUUUGCCUGGAUGAAGAAGCUCGGCUGGCUGAAGAAUGUGUAGAACUUGAGGGAAGUUCUAGUAAUCUUGUGCAAUUUAAAAGCAAGUAAACAUUGAAGAGUCUCUAGAGAUGAGAAUCACUAGGUAGAAAGGCCGGGGAUUUAGCUCAGUGGUUUCACCGCCUGCUGCGCAAGUGCAAGGACCCAAGUUCGAUCCCCGGUACCAAAAAAAAAAAGUGUGAGGAGAAUCACUAGGUAGAUAGGGGCUGUAUAGUCAUUUCAUGCCAAGGAGUGUGAGUGUGUGUGUGUGUGUGUGUGUGUGUGUGUGUAUGUGUAUGUGUGUGUGUGUUGCUGGAGAUGGAACCCAAGGCCUAACAGACACAUGCUAAGCAAGCACUCUAAAUGAGCUACAUCCCCAGCCUUGGAUUUUAUUUUGAAUGUGAUAUGAAACCUCUUAAUAUAUUUUAAGCAUGUGUUUUAGGAAGAUUAUAAUCACAUGAACACUAAAAGAGGAUAAGACUGGAAUUCAAGACCUGGUACAUUUUAAGAUAGAAAUGUAAUUCCAAGGCAAGCAUGGUGGCAUACCCUUGUAAUUCCAGGACUCAGGAGGCUGAGGCAGGAGGAUAGCUGUGAGUUUGUGGCCAGCGUGGGCUACAUAGUGAGUUCAAGCCCAGCCUGAGCUAUGAUUCAAAGAUAGAUAGGCUAGGUUUUGAUGAUUAAAUAUGAGGAGUAAGAGGAAACAAAUUAGGCAGAUGAAUCACUCAAGUUUCACCAUAUACAGCCUGUUCUUUAUAUCAUAUUACAUGUUUAUUCCUAAAAUAUGUGAAAAAUAUUAACAGCCACACUUGGUAUCCAUUAUCAAUAAAGACAUUAUCAAUGAAAUACAUAAUUUCAGGAAGAAAUGACUAAGAGGAACAAAGAGGGAUAUUUAAUAUUAAGUCAUAUUUCUUAGAAAAUAUAACAAUUUUUAUCUAACAUAGCAUCAAAAUAUGCCAUGCAAAGUAUGAUAAAAGUCAUCCCCUGGUAUCUGUGGGGGAUUGGUUCCAGGACCUUUGUAGAUACCAAAACUUGAGGAUGAUCAUGUCCCAUAUAUGAAAUGGUAUUCCUCUAAAUCAUCUCUAGAUUACCUAUAAUAUUUAAUACAAUGUAAAUGUUAUAUAAAUAAUUGUAUUGUGUAGGGAAUAAUAAAAAAGUCAAUAUGGGUUUAUUACAAA